AUGACAGGAUCCAAACCGGACCCUCGGAAUAAUAAAAGCAACAAGAGCAGAGGCGCCCCGAAGCGGCCGCCUCUAACCCAUUUCCUAUGCUUGCCCCUGGUAAACACAACAUCGCUGCCCCAGCUAGAGAGCUCCCUAGCUGCAUUCAAAGCGGCCCAUCCACCAGUCCAGGUCUCGGCUCUUCCCAUAGCUCAAGGUGGUGACACAGACGGCAAUGGCUCAGCAUCAUCCAUCCCUGACGGAGCAUUGCGCCCGGUCGGCACGCUGCAUCUGACUCUCGGAGUGAUGAGUUUGCCAAGUAAGGAGCAAUUUGAUGAAGCUGUGGCCUUUUUUCAGGGUCUUGAUUUGGCUAGCUUGAUGCGCGAAGCGGAGCGUGUUGCCCGGGGUCAGAAGCAAAAAAGCCAUGAAGAACAGUUAUUGGCCGCGACUACAACAGACACAGAAAAUGAUUCUCCGAAUUCAGAACCAGAGACCUCUUCUCCUCUGUCUCCGCUCAAUGUUUCGUUGGAGUCGCUGCAUGCGCUUCCGCGCGCAAAGGCCGCUACUGUCCUGCACGCUUCGCCCGUGGAUCCGACAAGACGCUUAUAUCCGUUCUGUGUGAUGUUGCGUGAUAAGUUUAUUGAGGCUGGGUUUUUGGUCGCUGAGCAGGCCAACCCACAGCCGAACCAGAACAAGCAGCAACAACAAGUACAAGGAGAGCAACCCGAAUCCUCUGCCAAUGCCCCCGACAACGAAUCCCUCCUGGAAGAACUUCCCAUCGACCUAGCAGAAGACCCAGGCACUCAGCAAAAACCACUAGGAACACAUCAAAACCACCCCACUCCACCGCUGGACCCCUACACCACAGCUCUAAGACGCAAACCCAAACCGCGUCCGCUCCUUCUGCACGCCACGCUCGUGAACACGAUCUACGUGCGCGGCGGCCACGGGAGAGAUGUCGGGCGUGAACCAGAAGCAAAACGACAGAAAUUUAAGCAACAUGGGGGUAGAGCAAAUCGAGACAGAUCUUGGAAUAAGAGUAAUAAGAGGCUUGCUAUCGAUGCUCGUGACUUGAUCGCGCGGUAUUCGGAUUACUAUGCCGAUGCGGAGCGGACGAUUGCGCGUGUGUAUCAUCCUGGUGCUUCUUCGCCUACGAGUAUACCUGCGUCUAGAUCUUCGUCUCCUCAAUAUGAUGAGGAAAGAAGAAAGGUUGAAGGGGUAUCGGAGAGCACAGCUGAGCCUGCUGCUGGGUACACUCCUCCUACUCCUACUACUGCAGCUUCAACUGCAACUAAAACCUCAUCACCAAAAUACCCCUUCGUCUGGGCACACAAUAUCCCGCUAAACUCGGUCUGCAUCUGCGAAAUGGGCGCGAAAACCCUCGUGGCAGACAAAGCAGAGAAUACGACAUCCUUGAAUGCGCGUCUGGGUGCCAAGUACACCGUUGUCGCGGAGCGGAGUCUGGACUUCUCUCGUGGAUCUACGUCAGCGCCGGUGGCUUCAUCGGCGGAGAAGACGGGGAGUGAGACCGAUGAUAGCGCAGAAGGGGGUGUACAGUUGCAUUGA
Messenger RNA from Penicillium riverlandense, 1545 nucleotides. RefSeq lists its product as uncharacterized. The transcript has a single exon. Gene Ontology annotation, biological process: DNA alkylation repair; regulation of DNA-templated transcription. Gene Ontology annotation, cellular component: nucleus. The record is from RefSeq and is a predicted model, not a curated record. Lineage: Eukaryota; Fungi; Ascomycota; Eurotiomycetes; Eurotiales; Aspergillaceae. Bases 1 to 1545 code for a protein of 514 amino acids.